Ixodes scapularis (black-legged tick) is the source of this 582-nucleotide messenger RNA. RefSeq lists its product as uncharacterized. Gene Ontology annotation, molecular function: nucleic acid binding. The record is from RefSeq and is a predicted model, not a curated record. The transcript has 2 exons. The coding region runs from base 1 to 582 and encodes 193 amino acids. NCBI's taxonomy places the organism in Eukaryota, Metazoa, Arthropoda, Arachnida, Ixodida, Ixodidae.
AUGCACCCAACUUUUCAUAAAGCCCGGCCACUAGCACGAGCCAACAUCCACGCCAAACUAUACCCACCAUCACCAUGCACACUAUACACUGAUGCCACACCCUACCCUCACAAAGCUGCACACUGUGUAACUGUUCUCGGCCAACAUCCACCACCAAACGUCACGGCGGCCACCAUCCUCACUACAAACACAACCACGGCGGAGGAAGCGGCUAUUGCCCUUGCGCUCGCCCAGAGACCCACCCCCCAAUUCGUCCUAUCUGAUUCUCAGCAGGCCAUCCGCAAUUUUAUUCGCGGCAAUAUCUCCCCCAUGGCCUUCCAAAUUCUCACCAACAACCCUCCAUCCGACACCGUGACCCUGCUGUGGACACCAGCCCACACAGGCGUAGGAGCUAAUCAGAUGGUGCACGAUCGUGCUCGCGAACUUAUCGACCGAGCCGCCGUUUCAACUGCGCCUACACGCGAUGCCCCUGCAGGCAAGCCUACCUCCCUCCUGCAGUACAGGGAUAUUACCCUACACUACCGCCUCCUCCGCCGCCAAUACCCACCUCCGCACCCGCACCUCUCCCAAGAGGGACAUUGA